GUAGUUUGCCUUCAACCCUCUGUACGCCUCCGCGGUUUCUGCCACUGGAGCCCCUCAGGGACUCCUGCUCCGACAUCAUCGUAGCUCCGCAGCGGUGCUGACUUAACCCAGUAGCUCGAAUGUUGACAGCGGAAACCGGAAGAGAGCGGUGGCGACUGGGAGAGGCGUUUUGGUGCGUCCCACCACGUAGAGGAGGGUUUUCCGGUUAAAGUUUCCUUUGUCAUCAGGAAGUGGUAACGACCGGCGGAGGUGUCUGAGCUGUGUCUUCGCCAGACAAAACAAACCGACGAGCAUGAUAACUUUGACUUGCUGGAAUGGGAGCACAGCCUUUUAAGAUAAAGUGAAUCUGGUCUCUCUGCCAGGCUGAAAAUGCUGCAGCCACAAGCCGACAACAUGGAAGUCACGGGGGCGGGGGUCUCGUCCCACAGCCCACAAAGCGAGGCCGUGACUAGUGAGCUCCAGGAACUGUCCUUGCAGCCUGCGCAGAAGGAACUGCAGCUGCAGGAACGCAAGAAUGUCCUCCAGCUCAAACUCCAACAGAGACGCACGCGAGAGGAGCUGGUCAGUCAAGGGAUCAUGCCACCGCUAAAAAGCCCGGCAGCUUUUCAUGAGCAGCGGCGGAGUCUGGAGCGUGCAAGGACUGAAGACUAUCUCAAGAGGAAGAUCCGAAGUCGUCCCGAGCGCUCUGAGCUGGUCAGGAUGCACAUUUUGGAGGAGACGUCAGCGGAGCCCUCCCUGCAGGCCAAGCAGUUGCAGCUGAAGAGAGCUCGACUCGCCGACGACCUCAACGAUAAGAUCUCGCACAGACCGGGUCCCAUCGAACUGGUACACAAGAACAUCCUGUCUGUCUGCCCUGAUCAGCACUCGCCACCCGAAUCUCCAAAGGGAGCUGGUGGAGAGAGCUCCUCGUUGGACGAAGAUAGCAGCGAUGCGCUGUCACCCGACCAGCUCGCCAAUCACAAUUCUCCUCUGAGUAACGUCCCGCAGCCCUCGCCCUCCGACAUGCUCGCCCAGAAUGGAGACAUUUCCCCCACGCAGCUUGUUACGCAACCCACGCCACAGCCUCCUCCUACUCCUGUGGUAAAGGCCUCCGAUUCACCUCCUCCCCUCAAAGUGGCAAACGGGACCACAGUAACCUCCCGCUCACCCUUUGCGCAGCUCAAGUCUCACACUAAGACGAGUUCCGACCGUCCCCUGCUGAGAUCCAAAAAAGCAAAGGACAACAAACCCAAGGUGAAGAAGCUCAAGUACCAUCAGUACAUCCCUCCGGACCAGAAGGCGGACAAAGAGCGUCCGCCUCUGAUGGACUCGUCCUACGCCAAACUCCUCCAGCAACAGCAGCUCUUCUUACAGCUACAGAUUCUCAACCAGCAACAACAGCACUACAACUACCACACCAUCCUACCUGCGCCUCCAAAGCCAGCACCGGAGCAGCCCCUCCCGACGAACCCCAGCCCUUCCCCAACUCGCACUAUUCCCACGACCCCCAUCGCCACCUUAACCCCAACGAGCGGAAAUGCCCGCCAGGGCCAACCGUCAAUGGGAGCGGCCAAACCCACCACUUUGCCCGCCAACUUGGAUGAGUUCAAAGUCGCUGAGUUAAAACAGGAACUGAAGUUGCGAGGUUUGACCGUCUCUGGCACCAAAAACGAUCUAAUCGAGAGGCUCCGCCACUACCAAGAGCAAUACGCCGGCCCUGCGGUCUUGAAAAAUGGCGCAUCGCAACCCAUCCAUCAGAGCGCAGCCACUGCAGCUAACAGCGCUCCAGCCGCAGGCAGCGAUCAGCAACAGGUUGAAGGAGGAUUCAAGGUGGCUCUGUCCCCGCUGACUCAGGCUUUUCCCGGUCGAGUCGUGCGGUUUGGAAGCACCAGCUCCAGCCCGCCUGUGUCUCCUUCGCCGUCUGAACGCUCAUUAGCGGGGCUGAGUCCAGAUGAAACCAGUUGUAAUGGAGACAUGUUUGGGGAGAUGGUGAGCUCUCCCCUGACUCAACUCACCAUCCAUCCCGCUCCCCAGCAACCAUCCAACAACUCCCCUCUUUCCCUACCGCUCAGUCAGCCCAAAGAAGAAGGCAAGAGCUCAUGCAGCUUCCACAGAUCUUCACCCGGCUCGGUUAAGGCCUUGGAGCCUUUCUCUGUGGUAGCCAUGGACUCGUCCUCUAUGGACAAAGAUCAAAUGCUGCAGGAGAAGGAUAAGCAGAUUGAGGAGCUGACCCGGAUGCUGAGGCAGAAGCAGAGGCUGGUGGAGACGCUCAGAACUCAGCUCGAGCUGGGAAAGAUGACGGGAGGCGUGGCAGCAGAGCGGGAAGGAGCUGACAAGAAAACGACAUCUCCGAUUGGCAAACCUCCAACACUCAUUAAAGCCUCGGCCAUCGAACCCCCCGUGCUUCCUCAUGGCCCGCCGAAGGUGAAGCAGGAAGCUGAGACGGAGGAAGCCAUGACGGGAGUAACGGAAGAAGCCCAAAGCAAAAGAGCGGUGCAACCUAUGCAGUGCUCCCAGGAGACUCUGUUCAGACUGCAGCAGAUUAAUCGACUGCAAGUCCAACAAGUAGAACACCUCAACCACUCGCGUACCAUUUCGGAACCCAAGUCCAACCCUCAAAAGCAACCCGAGCCCAAGAAGGAAUCUAAAAUCCUGCUCCAGCAGCAGCAGCAACAACAACUCCAGCAACUCAUCAUCCAGCAGACGCAGCAGAAGCAGCUGCAGGCCCAGCAGAAGUUGGCGCAGCAAAAACUGGCCCAGCAAAACCAGCUGCAACAAGGGAAGAAGACCCAAACGCAGCACAAGAGCUCAGUUCAGCUGAAGCGGGUUCAAGUGCAGAUCCAGAAGCCUGCACCUAGCCAAAGCCAGCAGAAGAAGCAGCUGAAGGCUCAGCAACGGCAGCAGCACAAACAGCAGACGGCCACUGUCAGCACUCAGCAGGUGGCGCCAGUCUUCAACCAACCCAAGGGCACUCAGAUUCACACUCAGGCUAUUUCGUUAGACCUCCUUAAAGCCGGCGGCACGCUGGUCACCGACACCAACGGCAACCACUACUUGAUCGCCCUCACCAGUAGCGCGACCAACGGUCAGAACCACCGAGCGCCCACGCAGGCCAAAAGCAACGGACGCGUCACGCUGCAGAGACUACAGUCCACUCCAAGCAAGCUGCCCAGCACUGCCGGCCAAUCACAAGAGCAGAAAGGCAGCCAGGGUGUGAGCCAGCCAAUCAAAAAGGAACCGAAAGCGGAGCUGCACGUGGACACCAACGGCGUCCCGCCGGCCAACUCGUGCUUCACCGCCCCUCCCAACCUGCAGCCUUUCUUCGACGACAUGUCGGACAGCGAAAGCCAAAGCAACCUGCUCUUCUCCUUCAAGACAGAGGGGGUGUGUCCGCCUUACGACCGACACACUCUGUUUACUCCUCCCUCCCCCAAACCCAACACCUCUCUUCCGACAAAGCGCUCCAAAGGAAAUGGUGUCAAUUCUCAGCACAUGGAUGACCUCUUUGACAUUCUUCUCAAGAGUGGAGAGAUCUCAGGUUUUAAGGCCAACCCGGACCCGUCGCUCGCCCCGCUCCACUCGGACCCACCCUCGCCCACCUCCCCGCCGUCCCCUCUCCACCUCUCUCCUCCCUCCCCUACCUCUCCCCUCAUCGCCCCACCAAGGGAGCCCUGCACAGGUCGCCUGGAGGACUUCCUGGACAGCUCCACGCUGCUCGGUGUAGAGCCAGGCAGCGGCCUGACGCUCAUUGACGACCUCCACAGCCAAAUGCUGAGCACCGGCAGCAUCCUGGACCACUCGCCCUCCCCCAUGGACACGUCCGACCUGGGCUUCUCACCCCACUCGACGGGGCUGGACUUUGUGGAUGCCGCUCUGGACAGCAUGGACUGGCUGGACAUCUCCAUGGUAGGGAGCUCCAGCGGUGCGGGGGGAGGAGGACGAGGAGGAGGGGACGUGGGGACCAGCCUGACUCCGCUGGCUCCGCACACGCCGCCGAGUGUCUUCUCUGCUGACUUCCUGGACAGCACGGACCUGCAGCUACACUUGGAGUCGUGUCUGUAGCCUCGAAUGACAGCGUGCGGGCUCCACAUUGAUACUUUCUCCAUGCUGUCUCUUAUCACUGCUGGGCUCACUGACACACGCAUAUUGGAAAACUGUUUAAGCGUUGAUUUGAUGUCCUUGAUAUCCAGCUUAACUCGCCGUAUGAAGGAUAUCAGAUAAAUGCUCAACCGGCUUCCCACGCACGCACACAUGCUAUUACUGGCUUUAUUAUGCACUGUGAGGUGAGCUUCAAGUCAUUUGGACAGUAUUCCAAAUUAAGAUCCAUCAGCAAGUCUGCACCAUUUUGCACGCUCAUCUGCUAAAAGUGAAUCACUUAUUUCAAAGUGUGUGUGAAAUGCAAGCGUGUCAGUGCCUCUUAAACUUUGCACUUAAGUCGGAUUGGUUUAAAAGUGGGCGUUCAGGAAUGUUGGCCGAAGACCUUUUAUGUUACGCUGAAGGGAGGCAAAAGGCAGCUGUCACCUUAGCAACUUGAUGCCUACCCACACGAGUUAAAAAAAAAAAAAACACGUUGCUGUUGAAAUGAAAUCUUAUCGGUGGCGACUUUUGAAGCCUCGUUUGAGGUUGCGUAUUAUCGGUAACGUUCUGGUAGACCACUAUGUUUUGCUGUAUAUGGGGUGUAUAUUAUCAAUUGUUCAUAUUGCUAUUUUUCUUUGCUGGUUGUUUAGUGGAGCUAGCCAGCUGGGGAGGGAAAUAGGGUGAGGGUGGGUUGUCCAAAAACUUGGACCUUGUCUUUUUUUUUUUUUAAAGAAUAAAACAAGCUCUUAAAACGAUUGUCCGAAUCAAUGUUUAAAAAUGAUGGGUGGUCAGGGCAGAGGGUGUUUAAAAGGUCUUUUUUUUAUUUUAUUAAAUUCAUAUAUUUAAUUGAAACUUGAGUAAUAUGGUAAAAAGUAUUUUUUUUAUCUGCAAUAAACUUUUUAUAUACUGAAUAAUUAAUAAUUAUAAUUGAUCCACUUAUUUAUCCUUGUAAAAAAAUCUAAUGCAGUAGUAAAGUCAUGACAGUAAAUGGAGAAGCCUACAAACGGCCACAAGGGAGCGCCAUUACACAGCAAAGCAGACAUACUUUCAAAAACGUUUGGCACGUAUGUAUUUAUUACAAUUGUCAAAGUUAUCCAGUUAUUGAUUGUUGAAUGGAUAUUUUCAAAAUUGAGCACUAUGAUCGAUGUAAAUAUAGGAUAUUUGUUAAAUUGAUCAUAUCUGACCUUAAUAGAUUCCAUAUUUCCCACCAGUGUUGUUUUGCGGUUAUAUUCUGCACGGUUUGUUAAACGCAAUGUGUAAUUCCUUUCCCACAGAAUGUAAACAUAUGAUGGAGGAGGCGUGAUGUUGAAUUGGUCCCAUGCGGUGCUUCACUUUGAUCCCACGGAAUGAGAAGAAGCAGGGCUCAAGUCACGAUCGAGGGACUGAGUUGGAAUGGCACAAGGACAAUGAUGGAGUCAGGACAGCGCCGACUCAGAACUAUAAGUUUGAAAUGAAGUUUUGACUUAGCUACAGCUGGCUGCUGUUUUGCAAUUUACAUGAAACUUUAAUUUUUUUUUUUAUCCAGAACAACCGCAAUGCAAUUUUGGGAAGCGAUUCCUUCAACAAGAAAAACAGAAGACUUCUCGGAAUCCUUCAACAUUGUCUGGAAUGGAUACCAAAAAACAUCUACAGGCAAACACAACAUGGAAGCACUCAUCCGAUGUGAAAAAAAACCUUGACACUUUGAACUUUAAGAGCGACAGGUCAGAAAAAACCUCGCCUGGAUAAAAAUCGAUCCAACAAUGGAUUUCGUGUCUCGUGUUGUAAAGUUUGGAAGCUUCACUUGAUCAGUGUGCAGCCGCAUUACUGCUGUAUCACAAAACCAAGUGAAAAGAUAUAUUUAAAAUAUUUAAAAAGAAAAUAAAUUCAUGUCUCUCUAUCCGGG
Syngnathus typhle (broad-nosed pipefish) is the source of this 5941-nucleotide messenger RNA. It is a transcript of the gene mrtfab, whose product is annotated as myocardin related transcription factor Ab. The record is from RefSeq and is a predicted model, not a curated record. The transcript is spliced from 22 exons. Gene Ontology annotation, biological process: smooth muscle cell differentiation. Lineage: Eukaryota; Metazoa; Chordata; Actinopteri; Syngnathiformes; Syngnathidae. The coding region runs from base 370 to 4041 and encodes 1223 amino acids.